Acaulospora colombiana is the source of this 274-nucleotide messenger RNA. Lineage: Eukaryota; Fungi; Glomeromycota; Glomeromycetes; Diversisporales; Acaulosporaceae. The record is from the annotation of a GenBank genome assembly.
AUGACCGAUGCUUCUAACUGGGCAGCAAAAGCAUGGAGCGAAGAAUCUCAACAAGUAAAAUCAGAGUUUAGAGAAUAUGCCCAACACUUAAAGCUUUUUUAUAAACAAAGAGAAGCCGAACUCGAAACAGAAAAUAUUCAUUCAAUUCCAUUCCAAUCGACACCAUCGACCUUUCAAGAUAAUAACAUAAUUAUUCCUGAUUGCGAACACAAUUCAAACCCAUCGAAUUCAUCGCUAUUUUACAAUGAUCCUCAAUACAGCUUUGAAAAUGAUC